Molecule: messenger RNA, 1240 nt
Organism: Galleria mellonella (greater wax moth)
Lineage: Eukaryota; Metazoa; Arthropoda; Insecta; Lepidoptera; Pyralidae
Exons: 7
Coding region: 164-1183 (339 amino acids)
Source: RefSeq, a predicted model, not a curated record
CGAAUUAUUCCCGCCUCACAAAUACAUUUGAAUCAGUAUAGAGUUUAGUCAAAAGACUGCAACCGGUGUUAUAAUAACAGUACUUACUUAAUUUACUUAUAAAUAGUCAGUGAUUUAGUGUAAUAUUUAUUUUGGAAAUACUUUAAUACACAUAACAAAUACAAUGGGCAAAGACGACAAAGAAGAGACCGGCUUCGGCUUCAAAGACAAAGCCAAAGCGGAAGAGACGUUGAAGCUUCUAGAACAGCACGAGAUGAAUUACAGACGGCUGACAGUGCGCGGUCUGCUGGGUAGGGCGAAGAGGGUGCUGUCCAUGACCAAAGCAGAAGACAAAAUAAAGAAUAUAAAAGAAGCAAUGGAGGUGUUCGAGAACUGGCUCGCGGACUUGGAUAAGAACAAGGACAAGAAGACUGAUAAGAAGGAAGAGAAGACUGAGUCGAAUAGAGAAGAGAGGAAGGACGAGAAGAAUGGCGAUGACAAGGACUCAGACUCAGAUGAGGAAAUGGAGGAGAAGCCGAAAGAGAAGAAGGAGCUGCCCGCCGACACGGUGCCCGGUCUAGGCUUCAAGGACAAGGAGGCGGCAGAUGGAACCCUGAAAGAGUUGGAGGGACGCGACCCCGACUACCAGAAGCUGGCCGUCAAGGGGUUGAUUGGCAGGGCGAAGAGAGUACUCACAUGCACUCGUGACGAGACCAAGUUGUCCAAUAUAAAAGAAGCGAUUACAAUAUUCGAGAAGUUCCUGGACGACUUCGACACUUUGCACCUGAGCAAACAGAACAAUCCGUACCUGAGCUUGGGCAUCGUGAGAACGGCCCUCAAGUCCGCCGGCGACAGCGUCACUCAACAGCAGAGAUCGUUCAUAGCGGCGUACUCGUCGGUGAACGGCGAGUACAAGAGGUUGCGGACCGUCCAGGACACAGACUCCGGCAAGACCUGGGACAUCGUUAGGAAUACUGCACUUAAGGACCUCAAGGAAAAGUACGCUGAAGCUAAACUAUUCAACGAGAAAGAUGAACCAACCAAAGAGCAUCUAGAGUUGCUUUUAUGGGCAUAUUCGCCGGAAGCGGCGCGCGUGAAAAAAGUCGUGCCAGAGACAAAAGAAGAAAAGCAAGAUGGCGGCGAUAGAAAGCGGCGCGCUAGUGACAGAGAUAGCGAGUCGCCGAGUAAAAAGAAAAAGGAGUGAUGCGGUAACCUGUUGUGCAUUUGUGUAUUAUCAAUAAAAUAUAAUUUUGGGAUGACA